AGCAGUAGCAGCAGCAGUAGCAUGUGGGAGCCCAAGUCGUACACCAAGACGUUCAUGCUCGUGCCGGCCGACGUGGCCCAGAGCCUCAACGUGCGCUCGGGCGUGGAGCUCAAGGAGCUCGCGCGGUCGGUCAACAGCCUCAUGUACAUCGUCGACUCGCUCGUCUACAGGGACUGCCGCAUCCUCUGCAUCGCGGGCACGCUGAGGACGAUCGAAGCGGCCAUGCGCGCGCUCGUGCCACGCAUGCAGGAGAUCCUGCGCGCCAAGUACGUCCCGACCUUCGAGUCGGUCUCGUACAUGCACGACAAGGCCGUCGUGCACAUCCGGUCUGACUUUGCGGCGCACCUCUUGGAGCAAGCGUCCGCGCGCCUCAAGCAAGUGGCCGACGCCACGCACACGCGCAUCCACAUCACGAACGUCGAGGAGAUGGCAAUGGCGUCGCCGCUGCGGCGGCUGCACAUCUCGGGCGAUGCCGAGAACGUCAAAGCCGCCUGCGACCGCCUUCACCAGGUGCAAGCCGACUUUGAAGCAAAGCCAUCAGACCCGAGUCGCCUCAUCUAUGCGCUCCGCCUCGUCUUGCUCAACCGCGAUGUGGCAGACGUCGACAAUAGGCGCAUGGCUGCGAUGUACGAAGAGCUUCAAGUCCAGACAAAAACCUUGAAGCAGGUGCCCAACCUUCCGAUCAAGACACUCUUCAUUCUCACGGGACCGCUGGAGAGCUUAUACGCAGCCCACAUUGCGACGAUCAAUGCGAUCAACGAGGGCUACGAACGCGGGCGACGGCGCAAGCAGCAGCAACAGCAACAGCACCAGCACGACCGAGACUACUCGCCCGACCGGUCGUCCUACGACAAGAAGCAAGACUACAAGAGCGCCCGCGAUUCAAGCGAAGAGCGCUGGACGACCAAAGCCAUCUUGCCGACACCACCGCGCGGCGUUGCCUCACCGCCACGCAGCAGCAUGAGUCCGCGGGCCGUGCACUUGACGCCGGUCGUGCCACCGCCGGCCAUGCCCUUCCCGUACCAACCAGUCCCCGCGCCCAUGCCGUCAGCAUGGGACACGAGUGCGAAUGGGUGGAAGCUCCACGACGCCUACGAGCGCAGCCAGUGUUGCCGUCACCCGCCCACUGGACCCCCGCCGACCGCCGCCAACAACGACGCCGACAACCACAACGACGACACCAACAACAACGACGACGCCGACAACGACGGCACCAACGACGACGACGCCAACGACCGGACAACAACGACGACACCAACGACGACACCGACAACGACGACAUCAACAACGACGACGCCAACGACGACGACGACACCGACACCAACAACGACGACGACAACAACCGCGACGACGAGUACCAAGCGACCCCAUCGCAUCAAGGCCGUGACGGACACGGAGACAUCCGAGCUACCACCGCGCAGCAAGAUCGUGCAGCUGAGCCGGUCGACGACGCCGGUGGCGGCGCAGCGCACGACGAUCGUCAACCUCGGCGGCAUCAACAAGUCAUGUGUGGACUUUGGCAAGGGCGACACCACGGAAGAUCGACUCAAGCGCCCACUGAGCGACCCGCCAAUGCCGCCGGCCAAGACCCAGCGCACACUGCUCUCAGACAUGGCGUCAGGGGCCGGACGCACCGUCUACUUGGCCGACGCGUCUUCGAGUCGGUACAGCAGUAGCACGUCCCGUCGCCACGUGACUCUGGUGAACGGCACGCCAGACAAGAGCAACGACGACAGCCACCGGCAACGGGCGCCCGACGACGGCAGCGCGUCUGCUAAAACACCGAGCGCAUCGUCUGUGUCCUCGACAACCUCGACGACCGCUACGACCGCUACGGCGGCUUUGGACGGCGCUUCCUCAUCGGUCGUCGCCUCGGGUCGCGAACCGUCGCCAGCACGGUCCGUUGCUUCUAGCCGUGCUCCGUCGCCGGUGGCCGUCAAGGAGACCCAAGCCCCAGUAUCUGUCAAGGCGGCCCCGGCACCAGUGUCGUCGGUCGAGCCGCCACGGUCCCGCGCGCCGAUCCCAUUGAUGCAAACGCAGGUCGAGAUGCGCGUGGACAUGGACACGGCCGACAAGAUUUUGACGGGCGGCGGGUUGCGCCGACUAGCACAAGCGUCGAGCGCCGUCGUGAGCUUCCAGAUCGACCCGCUGGACGCCAACAUGACCAAGAUCCUCCUGGCCGGCGACCUCCUCGCAGUCAUGCAAGUGCAGCAAGAAAUCAACGCGAUCCUCCACAGCUAGCUCUUUGUUGUCAACCACGA
Saprolegnia parasitica CBS 223.65 is the source of this 2261-nucleotide messenger RNA. RefSeq lists its product as hypothetical. Bases 22 to 2241 code for a protein of 739 amino acids. The transcript has 3 exons. The record is from RefSeq and is a predicted model, not a curated record. Gene Ontology annotation, molecular function: RNA binding. Lineage: Eukaryota; Oomycota; Saprolegniomycetes; Saprolegniales; Saprolegniaceae.